GUUUCCGAACAUCAUGGCGACGAUUGGUACUGUGAUGUUAUGGUCAGUAAUCUCGAUUGCAGCUUUACUUGCGAUCCUCUUCUCAGCCUUUUCGAUUUACUUGGCAUACCUCCAUUGGAAGUAUAGUCAUUUUCCUGGGCCAAAACGGGACAGCUUUUUCACUGGUAACUUGCCUUAUAUCAAGCGCGGGAUAGCGAAAGGACAAAUUUUUCCCGAAAUGGUCAUCGAACUCAACCGAAUUCACGGUCCAGUAAUUCUCUUAUGGAUUUUUCACAGGCCAAUCACAUUUGUGUCAGAUCCUGAACUCAUCCGGAAAUGUUUAAUUACACUUAAUCUGCCGAAAAAUCCUUUUGGAUACAUAAAUGUCGGAUACCCGUUUGGCUAUCGUAUGAUGGGACGUGGAUUAUUAACUCAAGUGGACCAUGAUGCUUGGCAGAAGCGAAGAGCACUCUUAAAUCCAGCAUUUCAUCGAAAAUACUUGAUGAAUUUGAUGACUUCGUUUAACGAAAGCUGUGACUUAUUUCUGGAAAAGUUAGAUAAAAUGGCUGACGGAAAAACUAUAGUGGACAUGGCGGAUGAGUUUGCAAGAGUUACUCUAGAUGUCAUCGGAAAGGUUGCAUUCAAUGUGGAUCUUGAUGCAGUCAAAGAUGCCAACAGUCCAUUCCCAUCAUCUAUUUCAAAAUCUCUCAAAGGGAUGCAAGAUUGUUUUCGGAUGCCAUUUUGGAGGAUAUCUGUAACAACAUUUCCUUAUCAAAGGAGUGUGAUCAAAGCAGGCAAAUUCAUCCGUGAUUUUGGAAGGAAGGUCAUUCUUGAACGUCAAGAAGCUAUUUUACGAGGAGAAGAUACACCACCUGAUAUCCUUGCACAUAUCUUGAGUGUCAAAGCAAAAGAACCAAGUAUUACAAUUGAAGAUAUGAUUGAUGAGUUUUUCACAUUUUUUGUGGCAGGUCAGGAAACUACAUCCAACCAGCUGUCAUUUACUCUCCAUGAGUUACUGAGGCAUCCUGAUAUUGAGGAGAGAGUAAAUCAAGAGAUUAGAGCUGUCCUUGGUUCACGUCAGUUUGUUGAAUAUAAAGAUCUUGGAAACCUCCAGUUCUUAAGUCAGACACUGAAAGAAGGAUUACGACUCCAUCCCCCUGCUGGGGGAACAAAUCGAACAACCGCAAAAGAUGAAGACAUUGGUGGCUACAUCUUCCCUGCUGGCACAACAAUAAACAUGAGUAAUUUUGUAAUGCACCACCACCCAGACUCAUGGAAAGACCCAUAUAAAUUUAAUCCUGACAGAUUUUCACCCGAGACCAAAGAUGCAAUUCCACAGUCUGUGUACUUCCCUUUCUCAUUUGGCCCACGCACUUGUAUUGGACAAACCUUUGCACAGUUUGAGGCCCGAGUGCUUAUGGCGAGACUUCUACAGCAGUUUGAGUUGAGUCUCUGUCCUGGACAAGAUGAGAUAAAAUAUGAGGAGAACUUGACACUGAGGCCCAAAGGGGGUUUGCUUUGUACACUCAAACGGAGAAACGAAAACUAAACUAAAAGGGAGCUAAAGAAAUCCCAAGUGUUUUUACAUAAAGGAGCAACUUGUACGUAUGAUAAAACAGAGGUAGAAAAAUUUUUUAAAACCUGGGAAGUGGGGUGGGGUAGGUAAGGACAUAGAAAUCAGGGUCAUUAUUAACCCUUUAAUUCCCAUGAGUGACCAAAACAGAAUUUCUCCUGACAAUAUCAAUACAAUAUCAAGCAGACAAGUGAUGAGAUUAAAGAAAAAUAUUAAUUAGGGGAAUAUUAGUUGAUCCAAUACCAAAUUCUCUAAGUUAACAUCACAAGAACUAUUUGGCCAACAGUAAAAAAAAUUACUCAUGAGAUCUUGGGAGUUAAAGGGUUGUGGUGGGGUUGAAUGUGCACUGCUUCAUUAACAAAGUCAAAUUAACUUUUAUUAUAUUUCUCCAAGUGUUUUCUCCAGCAUUUUCUACUUUCACUGAAGAGAAAGUUAUUUCGUUGCUGUUUCUUUUUUCUACUGUUUACUUAAUUAAGUAGUAUUUUUAUUCUACAGGUUUUUCUUUUUUUUAUUUUUUGUACUCAGCUAUGAUAGUCUAUCAGCCAUUAUGGUGUUCUGCCUUCAAGAAUGAAUGCUUAAUGAAAACAAUGAAAAACUCCCUAGUUUUGGCUCCCUAGUUUUACACACAAGUUUUUCUCUCUUAAAUGAUCUGCCUAGAAGAAAGAAUUAUUAUUAGUUGUCUAGCCGUAUCGCAAUUAUUGUAUCUUUAAAGAAGUUUGCUUGACCAUAACUGUUCACUCCAAUUAAAUUAUUUUUCAAACCUUC
Molecule: messenger RNA, 2317 nt
Organism: Pocillopora damicornis (cauliflower coral)
Lineage: Eukaryota; Metazoa; Cnidaria; Anthozoa; Scleractinia; Pocilloporidae
Product: cholesterol 24-hydroxylase
Biological process (GO): cholesterol catabolic process
Molecular function (GO): heme binding; iron ion binding; cholesterol 24-hydroxylase activity
Source: RefSeq, a predicted model, not a curated record